UUGUCAGAGACACUAUUAAGGUAAAUCCGGGACACAUGGCCCAUGAGGGAGACACUGCGCACUCCCCCUAAUUUUGCAAUCCGUCGUGCGAGCGCAGCGCCAAUAAGUGUCGUGCAGUGUGUAAGGCACUAUAAACGUGAGUAUUCGCGUAUUCGCCAUUUUUACUCCUUUCUCCAUUCCUUGCUCUGUUCCCACUCCGCCGCUGAGCUGAGAAGGUUAUCGUCGUUACGGUUGUUAUAGCUUUUAAACUGUUGGAAACCUUGUAGGAAUGAAAGGAGCUACGAAAUUUCAAGCAGCAAAUACAAAUCAUAACUUAUAAUGACCAUAACCGUCACAGUUCAGUGAUGGAAUGGGGAUAGAGCAAUGAGUGGGAAAGGAAUAAAAAUGGUGGACGCGAAUACCUACGUUUCUAGUGCUCUAACAGUGUGUUGACAUCUCAAAUAAAGUUAAUGUGGCAGAAAUUUGUUUCCGUGCUUCUUUUUCCCGUUGUCAACAUUUAUAUCGGCGGGUGUCUCAUUCUAAUCGAUAUAGCCGAUUUUCUGAGAAACUGAAGGAGAUACGGAAAAAUUCAGAUGUUAUAUUAAGGGGAAAACGAUGCCAACUUUUUAUAAACGCAAGAAAGGCGUGAAGCCUCGAGGAUUGUGGGACCAUAGAGACUUCAAGAAGCAAUUGCCCAAAUCGAGGCAGGAAAUAUAUCAAUCAGAGAGGCGGAACGAUGUUAUGGAGUGCCUGCUCGUACGAUAGCAAGGAGAAUAAAAUCGAGAAAUUUUGAACAGCCCGUACAUGGACCCACCUGUUCCCUUGGCCCAGAAAAUGAAAGGAAGUUGGUCGAUCACAUAAAACAACUGUGUGUUGCUGAUUUCUGUCCAGACCGAAUAAAAGUUCAACGACUGGCUUUUGAACUUGCCGAAAUCUUAAAUCUUAAUCAUAAGUUUAACAAAAGAAAAUGGCUGGCUACGAUUGGUUGUGGUCAUUUCUUAGAAGAAAUCCAGACAUUUCGGUACGCCAAGCUGAAGGAUUAUCUAUGGCUAGAGCUCGAGGUCUGUUUAGAGUAAAGGUCCAACAAUUCUAUAAUAUAUUGGAGAACGAAAUGAAGAAGUACAAUCUUCAAGAUAAGCCUCAGAAUAUUUUCAAUAUGAACGAGUCUGAUAUUCAGCUCAUAAAUAAAGUCGGCAAAGUAGUUAUCUCCAAAGGGGCAAAAGUUGUUCAUAAAAUGACAACAGGCGAAAAAAGCGAAACUGUAACACUAAUAUGCUGCUGUUUAGCGGAAGGUAGAUUUCUUCCACCUACUUUGGUUUAUAAAGGUAAAAAUUUGAAGGCAGAAUUUAAAGAUAAUCUCCCUCGUGGGUCGACUGUGUACACGAACGAAAAGUCAGCUUACGUUAAUUCUGAAUUAUUUAUGAAGUGGUUCAAAGAAGAAUUUUUGCCUCGGAAAGCUCCUGGUAGAAAAUUGUCCUCAAUACAUGGCUAAUAAAUAAACAAUAAAAACGGUUGAGCAUAUGCUCCUGGUAGAAACAUUUUAAUCUUCGAUGGGCAUUGCUCUCACUGCUCAUCAAUUAGUUUACUUCAAGUAGCAGAUGAAAACAACGUUUCCUUAUUGUGCCUACCGCUGCACACCAUACAUGCUCUUCAGUGACUGGAUAAAUCCUUUUUUUAUCUCUAUUCAAAGCGUAUUUUAAAGCAGAGAGUAAUACAUGGGUUGAACAGCACAUUGGCCGUAAACUGACUCGAUAUCAAAUUGAUCCGUUGAUUUGUAAGGCUUUUAAUGAGUCGGCAACAGUCGGAAAUGGUACUAGUGGCUUCACAGGAAUUUUCCCUUUUAAUCGAAACAUUAUCCCAUACCACUUUUUUGCGAUGUCCGAUAGAAUGACUAUGCCAGAAGAAAAUAAGGAAAAUACGAAUCCUUCUCGAUCCGCAUAGCGACAAUUUGAAGUUCAGCAGCCAUUCCAGCGCGAUGAACUAUCAACUAACUCUGCAGCAUUGAGAAUACCUUCGAAAGAGUUGAAUGAUAUUUUUCCUGUGCCUUCAUUAUCUGCUACUUCAUAAAAGCAAGUAAAAAAAAUCUGUCGUCCUGUUGACUUCUGCAGAAAAUAAAGAGGCAAUACAAGAAAGAACGAACAAGAAAAAUAAAACAAGGAAAUCUACUCGAGGUGUGAAAAAAAAUUGCAGUUUCAAGACACAGACUCGAAUUUCGAGGACUCGAAUUGUUUAUGGAACGAUGAUGACAAAGUGGAUUUAACGCAAAAACAAAGAAAGAAGCGCAAGAACGAAACAAAAAACGAUAUUAAUAAGUGCAAAGAAUGCGACGAUAAUUAUUUUCAAAUAAAACUAAAAAAGAAAGCUGGCUUCGCUGCAAACGAUGGUUGCACGAAUCGUGCACUAUCUUCGGCGAAUUUUGCAUUAACUGCGGGAGAGAAGAAAAGAAGAAAAAAAUGUAAAAAAAACUCAACAUAUAAUAUUUUCUUGAUAAACCUAAAUGUUUUCAAACUAUAAAUUGUAUCCAAUUAUAUGUUUCUCAUAAUAAAAUGAUUAAAAAGUAUAGUUUCGUAUUCAAUAAUACGCAGCGUCUCACCCUCAGGGUGCGGCGUAACCGCCAAAGUAUCCGGGAGAC
Messenger RNA from Trachymyrmex cornetzi, 2611 nucleotides. RefSeq lists its product as uncharacterized. The transcript is spliced from 3 exons. Gene Ontology annotation, cellular component: nucleus. The record is from RefSeq and is a predicted model, not a curated record. Gene Ontology annotation, molecular function: DNA binding. Lineage: Eukaryota; Metazoa; Arthropoda; Insecta; Hymenoptera; Formicidae. Bases 947 to 1471 code for a protein of 174 amino acids.